This is a messenger RNA of Miscanthus lutarioriparius, 1074 nucleotides long. NCBI's taxonomy places the organism in Eukaryota, Viridiplantae, Streptophyta, Magnoliopsida, Poales, Poaceae. The record is from the annotation of a GenBank genome assembly.
AUGGAGCUUAGUACAUUGGUAGUAGCGAAGAACAAGAAGAACCGUGCCCGCCACCCCGCGGUGGUUCUUGUCCUGCUCGCCUGCGCCUGCGCCGGCGGCAUUGCGCCCGCGAGCGGCGCCGGCGGCGGGAGGUGGGACCUCCUGCAGCGCAGCAUCGGGGUGUCGGCGAUGCACAUGCAGCUGCUGCACAACGAUCGCGUCAUCAUCUUCGACCGCACCGACUUCGGCCGCUCCAACCUCUCCCUCCCCGAUGGCCGCUGCCGCGUCAACCCGCGGGAGCGCGUGCUCCCUCGAGGGGACUGCACCGCGCACUCCGCCGAAUACGACGUGGCCGCCAACGCGUUCCGCCCGCUCUCCAUCUGUACCGACACCUGGUGCUCCUCGGGCACCGUCACGCCCGACGGCACGCUCGUCCAGACUGGCUACUGGAACGACGGGUUCCGCAACGCGCGCACCAUGCCCGCGUGCGGCGGCACCGGGGACGACAAGAGCUGCGACUGGUCUGAGAAGCAGGACGCGCUCGCCGCCAACCGGUGGUACGCCACCAACCAGAUCCUCCCCGACGGCCGCACGUUCAUCUUCGGUGGCCGGAGGCAGUUCAGCUACGAGUUCUACCCGAAGGCCGGCCCUUCGGAUACGUCCGUCGUCCAAAUGCCAUUUUUGGUGCAGACCAAGGAUCCCGAGGAGAACCAUCUUUAUCCGUUCGUACACCUCAACAUAGAUGGUAACCUUUUCAUCUUCUCCAACAACCGCGCCGUCCUCCUGGACUACAAGAGUAACAGGAUCGUGCGGACGUACCCCGUGCUGGGCGACGGCGACCCGCGGAACUACCCCAGCUCGGGCUCCUCGGUGCUGCUCCCGCUGAAACCCAACCCCACCGAGGCCGAGGUGCUGGUCUGCGGCGGCGCGGCAGCGGGCUCCUACAACGCCACCAAGGGCGGCGCUGGCACCUUCGUCCCAGCGCUAACGACGUGCGGGCGGAUCAAGAUCACCGACGCCGCGCCGGCUGUGUUCGUGACUGUAUCGAGCAGGAGCAGCUGUCCAGCAGCCCAGCGGCAGGACUACCAGCGCUAA